GCGACCAGAUUCAGGUGACAGGAAAGAAGGAGAAAUGGCUGCAAGGUUACUGCUCCGCUCGGCUUUUAGAGCCGCUACUACCUGCCGGGCUGCCCCGGUUCCUGCUCUGACCCGCGGCAUGGCAGCUGGAGGGAUUCCCACCGAUGAGGAGCAAGCCACCGGACUGGAGAAGGUCAUCAUGAAGGCCAUGAAGGAUGGAACGGAUCCCUACAACAUGAUGAAACCAAAGGCGUACGCUGGCUCCAAGGCUGACCCCCACCUUGUUCCCUCCAUCACAAACAAGAGGAUUGUGGGAUGUAUCUGUGAAGAAGACAACACAGCCGUGGUUUGGUUCUGGCUUCACGAGGGCGAGGCCCAGCGCUGCCCGUCCUGUGGGUCCCACUACAAGCUGGUGCCCCAUGAGCUCCCCCACUAACCUCUACACCCCCCUGUUAUCAUAGACGUGUGUGACACAGCUGUGUGUCUGCACAGUGUUAGAAAUAUUCCUCUUAACCUUCAGAAGACAGCAACCUCUUCAUUCUUCACUCUCCAGGAAGUUGCUUUAUCGUGGAACUUUUUGGUUCAGUCUACUUCCUGGUCUUAAGUUAUGAGACCUUCUCUGAUUGGUGUUUGACUUGAUCUCCUUGCUGACCUCAUCAGUCUUUGCUUUACAUGUUACACAGGGAUCAGAUGCGGUUUGGGACACAACUGUUUCUUUUCAACAUUUCCACUGAGCUGCAGUUUACAUUCGCUCGUGUACUGUACGACGUUACACUCGGUCCACUUCCUGCUCCUGUUCAACCAAUAAAGUUUGCUGUGGAUGAACUUUGUUUGUUUG
Chelmon rostratus (copperband butterflyfish) is the source of this 817-nucleotide messenger RNA. Its product is annotated as cytochrome c oxidase subunit 5B, mitochondrial-like. NCBI's taxonomy places the organism in Eukaryota, Metazoa, Chordata, Actinopteri, Chaetodontiformes, Chaetodontidae. The transcript is spliced from 4 exons. Gene Ontology annotation, cellular component: mitochondrial envelope. Gene Ontology annotation, biological process: mitochondrial electron transport, cytochrome c to oxygen. The record is from RefSeq and is a predicted model, not a curated record. Bases 35 to 415 code for a protein of 126 amino acids.